AUGGAGGAGCGGCUCCGCUCAUGGCAGCUGGGUGAGUAAAGGGGCAGGGGAAGCCGAGAAGGGGCAGCGGCUCCCGCAAUUUGAAACCAAGAACCGUUGCCCGGCAGUUGACCCGAGAGGAAGGAGCCUUCUCGUAUUCCAUGGGCGCCGCGCCAUUUCGCUUUAGACGCAUCUUUUUCUGCAAGAACAAGUGAUGGAUUUUAAAGCUUCAAUUCACUCUGCAGAGAUUAGACAGAAUUGUCUCUUUGAAGAACCAACAUCUUACCAUCGGCAGCUUUUAUUAUUUACUGACCAAAAAGAACUUGGAACACUUUCCCCUUUGUGAUCCCAGAGAAGAUGGCUGAGAAACAGAUUAGUUUGCCUGCUAAACUCAUCAAUGGAGGAGCUGCAGGGGUCAUUGGAGUUACUUGUAUAUUUCCAAUUGACCUGGUUAAAACCAGGCUACAGAAUCAGAGAAGUGGACAGCAAGUCUAUAAAAGCAUGUUGGAUUGUCUAAUUAAAACACUACGUUCUGAAGGCUAUUUUGGCAUGUACAGAGGUGCAGCAGUGAAUCUGACCCUUGUAACACCUGAGAAGGCUAUCAAACUGGCUGCUAAUGACUAUUUUAGGCACCUUCUUGCCAAAGAAGGGAUAGCCCUGUCAUUACCUAAGGAGAUGAUGGCUGGCUGUGGUGCUGGAACUUGCCAGGUUAUCAUCACCACUCCUAUGGAGAUGCUGAAAAUCCAGCUGCAGGAUGCAGGGAGACUAGCAUCUCAGCAGCUUGUUAGCAGAGUUCCUUGUCCAGCUCCUGGAUGCAAGCUUGUAUCUCUCAGCCCCGUUCUAACUAGAGCAUAUAAUGUAGGACCUGUUACCUUUCCAAGAAAGAUAUCUGCCACCCAGAUAGCAGCUGAGCUUCUGCAUACUCAGGGCGUUAAAGGACUCUACAAAGGACUUGGGGCAACCCUGCUGAGGGAUGUCCCAUUCUCCAUCAUCUAUUUCCCACUCUUUGCCCAUCUGAACAAAGCAGAACAGGAUUCCCUGGAGGAGAGAGCCCCUUUCUUUCGUUCUUUUCUUGCUGGUUGCAUGGCAGGUUCUGUGGCAGCUGUGUCUGUCAAUCCUUGUGAUGUAAUAAAGACUCGUCUUCAAUCAAUGGGCAAAGGAAGAAAUGAGGAAACCUAUAAUGGAAUCAUUGAUUGUGCAAGGAAGAUUUGGAUGAAGGAGGGUCCCUCAGCCUUCCUAAAGGGGGCUGGCUGCAGAGCACUAGUCAUUGCACCUCUCUUUGGUAUAGCCCAAGUUAUUUACUUUAUCGGCGUUGGAGAAUUUCUCAUUGAGUUAUGCCAGUAUGGAAGACUUUCCCCCUAGACUUCCUUUCUUACUUAUUGGACCUACUGGAAUAGAUCCACGAGAACCACCAGUCAAGACACAAGUAAACAAUGGCAAUUCACAUCAACUUACAUAGGUUUCUUCCAUUGGGAAACUUGCAUUCAAAGCCUUGUUAAAGGUUGCCAGAUUUCAGAAUGCAUAUGCCAAGGCUAGUGAGUUCUCUAAUGGUGACAUUUGUGACUCUUCUUGUGAUUUUAAAGUCAGAGUUUUGACACCACUGUAGUAGGACAGACAUCUGUAUGUGUAAAAUAGAGGCAUAUCUUAGUUCUGGAAGCUGGGAAACUGGAGCCUCUGAGAAUGGAAUGACAACGGGUGCUUUUAUAGACUUGAAUGACAAUGGAUAUGAGAGAAUGUAUUGGGGGGAUUUUUUUUUUACUUAUAAGGGAAGCAGGAAGAAAAGUUAAACAUUUGGGGGCCAAAUCGUUUUGAAUUGUUGAGAAACAAAACAGGUGGUUCUUGGAACAGAUGUUGUCGAUUUACCCCACUCGCAAUCUUUCCACCUACAAUAAAGUAAAAUUCAAUAAAAUUCUAUUUCACGUACCAAAGGUAAAUUGGGGAACAAAAGUGUGUGACUUUUUAUACAUCUAUGUUUAUAAUUACCUAGAGUAAAGAAUUUGGUUCCUAUGGUGACUGCUAAAAUACAAAGCAACAUAAGGCAAUACAAGUGUUUCAGGCAAAGUAAGCUAGAUAGAUACUCUAUUUUGCAUAGAGAAAGUUCAUAAAUAGCUUCCAAUCCAAAGAUUCUCAAAAUGUUCUCUGGAACUAUAGUUCAACUGGGAACUGAGGGAUGUACCUGAUAGUUAACAAAUACAUGUUGUGCAACCAAACUGCUAAGCAGUCCUCCUUGGCUGACAAUUGCACUUAUGUUUUAUGUAAUUGCAUUCUAGGUUUUAAUAUUUGCAAUUACACAAUUUCUAUAUCAUUGAGCUCAUCUGAGAGGCUGUUAUCAGUGGAAAGCAUGGGCAUAAUAUUUUUCUAAGGAACUACAAACUGGUCUCUAGACAUAAUGUAAAUUCUGUGUAUGUGUAUGGAAUGUGAGAAUGAUCAGAUCUCUGCAUUUAAACUUGCACAAUAAAAAGGUUCAGACCAGUGUAGCAACAA
Elgaria multicarinata webbii is the source of this 2463-nucleotide messenger RNA. Its product is annotated as mitochondrial glutamate carrier 1-like. The coding region runs from base 337 to 1341 and encodes 334 amino acids. The record is from RefSeq and is a predicted model, not a curated record. Gene Ontology annotation, biological process: malate-aspartate shuttle; aspartate transmembrane transport; L-glutamate transmembrane transport. Gene Ontology annotation, molecular function: L-aspartate transmembrane transporter activity; L-glutamate transmembrane transporter activity. Lineage: Eukaryota; Metazoa; Chordata; Lepidosauria; Squamata; Anguidae. The transcript has 10 exons.